Molecule: messenger RNA, 2409 nt
Organism: Ictalurus punctatus (channel catfish)
Lineage: Eukaryota; Metazoa; Chordata; Actinopteri; Siluriformes; Ictaluridae
Product: extracellular calcium-sensing receptor-like
Exons: 5
Coding region: 79-2409 (776 amino acids)
Biological process (GO): G protein-coupled receptor signaling pathway
Cellular component (GO): membrane
Molecular function (GO): G protein-coupled receptor activity
Source: RefSeq, a predicted model, not a curated record
UUUCACUAAAAAAAACAUGUGGUUUUGUUUACUUGGUCCUGUAGUGUAAGCCUCCGUGAAUUUCAAAAUGCACAAACAAUGGUAUUUGCCAUUGAGGAAAUCAACAACAGAACCGAUAUUCUCCCUGGAGUCAAAUUGGGUUACAAAAUCUAUGAUUCCUGUGAAUCAGUAGAAAUAACCACAAGAGCCACCUUGUCUUUAGUUAAUGGCAAUGGAGAAAAUACAUCUGUAAUGUCUUGCUCCAAACCUGACACAGUUCAAGCAAUCAUAGGACAAACAUCCUCCACCCCCACUAUUGCUAUUGCUGCUACUGUGGGACCUUUGAAAAUACCUGUGGUCAGUCACUCUGCAACAUGUGCAUGCCUAGGUGACAGGAAGAAAUAUUAUUCUUUCUUCAGAACUGUUCCCAGUGAUCACUACCAGAGCAGAGCUUUGGCUAAGUUAGUCAAGCAUUUUGGCUGGACAUGGGUAGGGGCCCUAUGCAGUGAUAAUGACUAUGGGAACAAUGGCAUACAGGAAUUUAUAAUUGCAGCCAAAGAAGAGGGAAUCUGUGUUGAAUAUUCCAUGCCAUUCUUUAGGACAUACCCCAGAGAAAAAAUUCUGAAAAUUGUCGAGAUUAUAAAGGCUUCAACCUCCAAAGUUAUUGUAGCAUUUGUUGCAUAUACAGACCUUGGGGUUCUUCUAAAGGAAAUGGCCUUACAGAAUGUGACUGGGAUACAAUGGAUUGGAAGUGAGUCCUGGAUCUCUGCUAUAAACCCAGCCAUUGCACAAUGGCAGCAUCUUCUGAUAGGCUCCAUGGGUUUCGCUAUGCCAAAAGCUCAAAUCAAUGGCCUGGGAGAAUUUCUGACAAAACUAAGUCCAGCUUCUGAUGUAGCUAUUUACAAAGAGUUGUGGGAGACAAUAUUUGAAUGUACGUUUCCAACACAGGAAAAUGUUGAUAUAAAACAAAUGUGCAAAGGCAAUGAAAGUCUCAGUCAAGUUCAAAAUCUUUACACAGAUGUUUCAGAAUUACGAAUAGCAAAUAAUGUUUACAAGGCUGUGUAUGCUGUGGCUUAUGCCCUGCAUAACAUGUAUAGCUGUUCAAAGAGGGACAGUGGACAAGAAGGUUCUUUUGCAUGUGUAAACAUAACAGAUAACAAACCAUGGCAGGUAGUCAGCGAGUUGAAGAAACUCCAUUUCACCUCUACAACUGGAGAGGAUGUAUACUUUGAUGAGAAUGGUGACCCAGCUGCGAGGUAUGAACUACUGAAUUGGCAACAUGGCAAAGAUGAUAAAACAGUCUUUGUUAAAGUUGGCUUCUAUGAUGGCUCUUUGCAAACACAUCUUCAGCUGUCUUUUAACAACAUCAGUAUAGCCUGGGCCCACAAAAAAACACAGGCACCAGUCUCUGUAUGUAGUUCAAGUUGUCCCAUGGGCACCAGGAAGGCUGUACAGAAAGGAAGGCCAAUCUGCUGCUUUGACUGUAUACCUUGCGCAGAGGGGGAAAUAAGUAAUAUAACAGAUUCUAUAACUUGCAUCAAGUGUCCACCUGAACUGUGGUCUAAUGACAAGAAAGACACCUGUGUCUUAAAGCUGGUGGAAUUCCUGUCAUUUGAGGAAAUAAUGGGGAUCAUCCUUGUAUCAUUUUCUUUGUUAGGAGUAUGUUUCACCAUCUGCAUUGCAGUAAUUUUCUUUAAACACAAGGAAACCCCAAUUGUUAGAGCAAAUAAUUCUGAACUGAGCUUCUUAUUGCUCUUCUCUCUGACUCUGUGUUUCCUCUGCUCACUUACAUUUAUUGGUCAGCCCUCUGUAUGGUCCUGUAUGCUGCGCCACACAACAUUUGGGACCACAUUCGUCCUCUGCAUCUCCUGUGUUCUGGGUAAAACAGUAGUGGUGUUAAUGGCCUUCAGGGCUACACUUCCAGGCAGUGAUGUUAUGAAAUGGUUUGGGCCUCAACAGCAGAGACUCAGUGUACUUGCCUUCACUCUUGUGCAGGUCAUUAUUUGUGUACUUUGGUUAACAAUAUCCCCUCCUUUUCCCUACAAAAAUAUGAAGUACUACAAGGAAAAGAUUAUAUUAGAAUGUAAUGUAGGUUCAGCUAUAGGUUUCUGGGCCGUGCUGGGUUAUAUAGGACUCCUGGCUGUUUUGUGUUUUAUUUUAGCUUUUCUGGCUCGGAAGCUGCCUGACAAUUUCAAUGAAGCCAAAUUCAUAACAUUUAGCAUACUUAUAUUUUGUGCAGUUUGGAUCACCUUUAUUCCUGCUUAUGUCAGCUCUCCUGGAAAAUUCACUGUAGCUGUAGAGAUAUUUGCCAUUUUAACAUCAAGCUUUGGUUUACUAAUCUGCAUAUUUGUUCCAAAGUGUUAUAUAAUCAUCCUGAAACCAGAGAAGAAUACUAAGAAGCAAAUGAUGGGUAAAGCACCUGCUAAAUGA